CACAGAAUGGGGCGUCAGAGAGACAGGUGCCCUGGAGUCAUCGUAGCAUCCCACUCGGGCUGCCGUAGUAAAACCGUGUGACGUUGAGGUCUUAAGGAGGAUAAUCUACGUGCUGUCUACUCCACGGUAUUCUGUUUAUUAUUACAUACGGUCCCUAGCCAUAACGCCCGAUCUAACGAGGUACCAGAGGCGAUCAUCCGAACAUGGCUGCACAGAAAAUCAACGAAGCCCAUGAGCACAUCGCUAAAGCUGAGAAAUGUUUAAAGACAAACAUGACCAAGUGGAAGCCAGACUAUGAUAGUGCGGCCACAGAAUAUGCAAAAGCAGCUGUGGCUUUCAAAAAUGCCAAACAGUUUGAUCAAGCCAAGGAGGCAUAUCUGAAAGAGGCAGAGUACCACACGGAAAACAAAGCGCUUUUCCAUGCUGCCAAAGCAUAUGAACAAGCGGGCAUGAUGCUGAAGGACAUGAAGCGAAUGCCAGAAGCCAUUCAGCUCAUAGAAAAAGCCAGCAUCAUGUAUGUGGAGAACGGCACGGCUGGUACUGCUGGCAUUGCACUGGACAGAGCAGGAAAACUCAUGGAACCAAUGGAUCUGAUGAAGGCUGUGGAUCUUUAUCAGAAAGCUGCAUCAGUGUUUGAGAAUGAGGACCGAUUGAGACAGGCUGCAGAGCUUCUGGGUAAAGCAUCAAGGCUGUUGGUCCGUCUUCACAGGCUUGAUGAAGCAGCUGUCUCCCUCCAGAAAGAGAAAAACAUGUAUAGAGAAUUUGAAAAUUACCCCACAUGUUUUAAGAAAACGAUUGCGCAAGUGCUGGUUCAUCUUCAUAGAGCUGACUUUGUAGCUGCUGAUAAGUGCGUCAGAGAGAGUUACAGUAUCCCAGGGUUCAGUGGCAGUGAGGACUGUGGAGCCAUGGAGAUGCUACUACAGGGAUAUGACGAGCAGGAUGAAGACCUGGUGCACCGCGUGUGCCACAGCGCUCUGCUCAAGUACAUGGAUAAUGAUUAUGCCAAGCUGGCCAUCAGUCUAAAGGUGCCUGGAGGAGGUGGUGGCAAGAAGAAGUCCACUGCAGCACCACAGGGGGGCGCCGGAGGGCCUUCUCCUGCUGCAGCAGAGGAUGAUGACUAUGAAGGCGGCCUGUGUUAGCUUCUGGAAGUAACAAGUUUGAGUGUGUAUCGUGUCCAUGUGUGUGUAUGUACAUGUGUGUUCAUUUUUUACUCUCCUUUUAGUGUAACUCCAUAUCAGCUACAGCGGAAGCACCCUCCCACCCAUCAAUCCUGUGUAACCCAGAGGAACUAGUGUAUAAGAGAGACACAUGAAUUAUACAGUACAGCACUAUGGACUCCUGCCACACUCUGCUAGAUGUCUAAGCCUCAAGAGUAUUUGUUAAGAGGUACAGGUGAUUUGUUUUGCUGAAAUCAAUGUAUUUAGUGUGUGUGUGUGUGUGUGUGUGUGUGUGUGUGUGUGUGUGUGUGAAUUAUCCAUGUAAAUGUUCAGUCAUGUGUUUAGAAAUAAAUUUAUUUUUUAUUAAGGAUUUCUUUUAAAAUCGAAAAAAAAGUGCAAUCAGUCUUAUGUUGUGCUGUGUCAUAAUUGUAUUUGCUGCUGUGUUUAUUUAAGGAAUGGUAACUGUAUUUGGGUGUACUUAAAGUGAUAUUUAUAUAUUUAAAAAAAGUGUAUUACAGUGUUAUCCCAAAUAUAGCAGUGUACAGUGUCACAGACUAGAUGUAUAUACACAAAUGUAAUAUCACAAAAUAUGAAGUGAGUUAUAGCAUUGUUAAGGCGUGCCUGUAUAUUUGCUGCCAAGAUGCUUAGUAGGCAUAUCAUGUGUUUGUUUAGGGCACAGGGUGAGCGAGCACAGACCGUUGCCAGUAAUGAGAGAGCUUGACAUUGACAUCUUGACAUUUGUCUACCUCAAGAAAUCUCUAUAUAUAUCAUGGAUGCCACCUUGUGGCUGAGAACAUGGUGGUCAGUACCAGAGCUGUGCUCUCACAAUGCCAUGUCCACCACGUCUCCUCUGGCGAUUGUUCUACUAUGAAAGGGAAGUUGCGGAGGGAUAAGUGCUAAUUAAAUCAAUCACCAGUGUCCUAAUACCACUGAAGUACAUAGUGAUUCGGGCUUAUUUGCUAGGUAAACUUGACUGCUUUUGCAACUUGUUUUCAGAUUAAGUAUACAGCGGUGACAUGUUUGGCACAAAGACGGCUGUUUUUUUAAAUCGGAACACCUUACCAGUGUUUUUUUUGUGGUCAGUGAGGACACAACUUACACUGUAGGUGUAAUGUGAAAGCCGUUAUUGUUUUUUUUCCGUGCUGUUAAACUGGUUAUCAUUGACUACGAUAUGCAACACCACCCAGAAGGGACCAACAUGUCAAAAUAAGCUGUAAAGUGGUGAUCUCAUUCAGUAACCUCUCUGUAUGCCAUCCCACUCUCCUGCACAUGGUGUACUCUGAAUAUUAUCUAAUUACCCUUUAGGAAUGUAUGGCUCUUACCUGGGCUUGUAUGACUGAGAAGGUACAGUGGUGGUCCUGAUGUGCUGAUUUAUAUUUAAUGUGGUCCAGGGCUGUGGCUCCUCUAGGCUUCAUCAUUAAUGUAUGUGUGUCCUGCUCUUGUGCCACUGCCUCACGUUUCCAGUCUUUGAUGCUAAGGUGCAUUAGUCAGAGUGCUAUCUGACCAAGCGGCUGGUCAAAUAAUUAAGUGACUAGUUGACCAUUUGUCUGAGAUAACCUUGAGUGCCAUGAACUCCAAGAGGGUCUCUUAGAAAUUCUGCUGUUUAGAAUUGGAACUGCAUUGCAUGAAGUCAACCACAUCUUGUAGUCAAUCCACAGUUUAAUCCUCAUUUUAAGUAUAAUAUACCAAAUUAAAUGAAAAUACUUAGACUUUGUGGGAAAGGGUAUGACUGCGGCCAAGGUAUCACCAAUAUCACCUUGUUUGUUAAGCAGCUGGUCAGGUAGCACCUGCCAUAUCCAAAACACUGUUAAUAAAAUUUCAAACCUA
Molecule: messenger RNA, 2984 nt
Organism: Clupea harengus (Atlantic herring)
Lineage: Eukaryota; Metazoa; Chordata; Actinopteri; Clupeiformes; Clupeidae
Gene: napgb
Product: N-ethylmaleimide-sensitive factor attachment protein, gamma b
Biological process (GO): intracellular protein transport
Cellular component (GO): vacuolar membrane; SNARE complex
Molecular function (GO): syntaxin binding; soluble NSF attachment protein activity
Source: RefSeq, a predicted model, not a curated record